AAACUGUUGUGGGAGGAGUCACACACACCCGAUUAAUAGUUCCGCUGAAAUCAGUUUAUUUUAGCAGAUAGUCUCACUGAACCGCUGAAGAAAAUGUUUCACAUGUUCGUUCUGUUCUGUUUGUGCUGGUGCCGUCUGACUGGUGUGUUUGGUGAUUCAGUGUCAGUGAUGGAGGGAGAUUCUGUCACUCUAAACUCUGAUGUUACUGAAAUACAUAAAGACGACGAGAUACUGUGGAAAUUUGGAGCUGAAAACUCUCUCAUAGCUGAAAUCAUUGGUGGAAGCUUCUCCACAUCUGUUGUUCCUGAUGGGAGAUUCAGAGACAGACUGAAGCUGGACGAUCAAACUGGAUCUCUGACCAUCACAAACAUCACAACUGAACAUGCUGGAGUUUAUCAACUAGAGAUAAGGGGAGCGAAACUGUCAUCAAACACAUUCAAUGUUUCUGUCUAUGCUCGUCUGCCUGUUCCUGUCAUCAGCAGAGACUGUUCAUCAUCAUCAUCAUCAAAUUGUUCAUUGUUGUGUUCAGCUCUGAAUGUGAGUCAUGUGACUCUCUCCUGGUACAAAGGAAACAGUUUAUUGUCCAGCAUCAGUGUGUCUGAUCUCAGCAUCAGUCUCUCUCUACCUCUGGAGGUGGAAUAUCAGGAUAACAACACCUACAGCUGUGUGCUGAACAAUCCCAUCAGCCACCAGACUCAACAUCUGGACAUCACUCAACUCUGUCACACAUGUUCAGCCUCUGUCCACUGUUGUGGUCCUACUGAAGCUGUGAUCCGAUUGGUCCUCUCUGCUCUGGUGGGUGUGGCUACUGUCGCUGUUCUGCUUUAUGACAUCAGAUCCACAUCAGGUUUAAAGAAGAAAACAGAACAGAUAUCAUAAAUAUUGUCAUAACUUGGAGUUUUUAAAUGUAAAUAUGAAUAUAAGCAAAGAUUUAAAUUCAAAUAUAGCGCCUCACUGUGGCCAAACUAAAACAGUAACUAUGUAGCCUGGUUAUUUCUAAAACUAACUUUAAAAACAAACAACUUUCUAUUAUUAUGUUGUAUAUUUUUAGUUUUCAAUUAGAAUGUUUUAAAGCUACAGAAUGAAUGAAAAUAUGUGAAAAGGUUACCAGCAGGAGGAACAAAGAUGGGCGAACUAAAGCCUUGAACAGACAGGAUGACUCUGCUGGAUAAUUCAUAUUCAUACAUAAUUCACAAACUGAAAAUGAAGUAAUACAGUAUUAAUAGUCUCCUCCCAACAACAGAAUGGAAAUCGAUUGUGUAUUCUAAUACAAGCUAUUUAAGAUGUUUUCUGAAUGUUGUCUUACUUGGGUCUUUAAUUUUUAUAGAAUUUAUAUUUGUUUUCAUCUGUGUAAUUUGUUUUACAUUGUACUAUGUUUUCUCUCUCUCUCUCUUUUUAUCUAGUUUAAUGGUUUUAUUCUGAUCAAAUUAAUUAUUAUUUUGUAUACCAGUGUGGCAAUCUGAAGAACCCAAAUUAUGCAAAUAUUCACAAUGUAACAUUCAAUUGCUAAAAUAAUAUAUAAGCAUAAAUAUACCUAUAUAUAUAUAUAUAUAUAUAUAUAUAUAUACAUUUUAUGUAAGCAUAGAUUUGUGCUACAUUUAUGUCUUAAUAUCCACAUAAAAAAAGCAACCUUUACUUGCACAAAAAUGGGUUUGACGUACCACUGCAACAGGAAGGUUGUCAUGAUGACUGGUGUUACACCAAAGACCAUUGAGUUUGAUCAUCACAGGAUUUGGUGUAAAACCCGGCAUAGCACUAUACUGUACAAAAGACUGACUGAGCUGUGUAACUUUUCCAUGUUUGGUUGACUACAUUUUAGUUUGAUGAUGAACAGGCUACAUGUCAAGUUAGCAGUACUAGAACUGAUGUUGUGUGUGUGUGUGUGUGUGUGUGUGUGUGUGUGUGCAUAUUUGUGCGCUUUUGCAUUCUUGAUGUUAAUUCAUCAUACAGGCCUAUAGGUAGCACCUCUCAGAUGAUAAAAAACAUGACUUAUGUUCCAUAAAAUAUGGGUAAUCACAUCUUGAUAUAUGUCAGUGCCAUUGUUUUGUCUCAAGAUGUCUCAUUCACUAGUAUUUAUUUUUGGCAGGAUGUUUUCUAGUUUUAUGUUCUAGCACCAUUUUCUUCACAAUGCAUUCAGAUUACAUGUCAUUAUUUAACAAGAUGAUGGCCAUUAUUCUGAUGGUGUAAAUUCAAAUAAAAAUUUUACAUAAAACUUGAGCAAUAACA
Molecule: messenger RNA, 2226 nt
Organism: Ctenopharyngodon idella (grass carp)
Lineage: Eukaryota; Metazoa; Chordata; Actinopteri; Cypriniformes; Xenocyprididae
Product: natural killer cell receptor 2B4-like
Exons: 4
Coding region: 94-879 (261 amino acids)
Source: RefSeq, a predicted model, not a curated record